Molecule: messenger RNA, 2822 nt
Organism: Prorocentrum cordatum
Lineage: Eukaryota; Dinophyceae; Prorocentrales; Prorocentraceae
Source: the annotation of a GenBank genome assembly
GUGGCCACCCGCAAGACGAAGCGCACGUUCAUCAAGUGCGCGGCCGCCUGCACGCCCAUUACGCGCACGCGUGCGCUGGCUCCGUUAUCAACGUGGCCAGGCGCGGCGACGUGUUGAUGACCGGCGGCGCGGUCACCAGCGUUGCGGGGUGGCGAAUGUGCAGCCUCGCCGACGGCGGGGCUGUCGAAACAGACGGCUUCGAGCACGUGCCGCUGCACCAGUUGUGGCCGAGCGGGCCGCCCCCCGCGCCGUCGCCCGCGCCCUACCAGAUCUUCGUGCAGUUGCUGACUGGGGGGGCGGUAGCGCUGGACGCUGUGCCGACCGAUGCCAUCUGCAGCUUCAAGCAGCAGAUCCACGCGAUCGAGGAAGGGCUCGCGAACACCGCCGCCGCGGGCGGCAUAGGCGGAAUCGCUCGUCCAGCCGCGCUUUCGCUGACCGAGCUGGGGCUGCUCCCAGGCAUCCCAGCAGACCAGCAGCGCCUCAUCUACCAAGGGAAGCAGCUGAUGAACGAUGCCACGCUCGCAGACUGCAGCGUCCUGGCGGGCUCCACGCUGUGCGUCGUGGGAGCCCUGCGCGGAGGCGGGAAGAAGGCCGCCGUCCCGACUCCACCCUUCGACGCUUCCAGCGAGCCGCCUUUCGAUUGCAUCUUCCCCGACUGCUGCACCGCGCGGUCCACCUCCCUCGGCUUGAUGAAGCACAUUCACACAGACCACAAAGGAGUUCUUCAAACCAGCUUCGAAGGAACAUUCUUCUUGGAUGAAGUGCGACGGCAGCAGAAGGCGGCGAACAUUGCUCAUAGGUCCAGUGGUGACGCCGCCGCUGCGGCCGCAGGCGCACCGCGCCCUCCUUUCUCCGAGUCCGACGCUCCGCCGUUCCAGUGUUUUUACUUUGGCUGCACCGCCCUGCGAGACUCCUUCCUGUACCUCAUGAAGCACCGGCAGAAGGAUCACCAUGCGAGCGUGUCGGGCUUUGAGGGAACGUUCUUCUGCGCUCAGCACAGGCUGCAGAAGAACGCAGAGAACGCUUCGAGGAGGGGCGUGCCGAAGAAAGCGGCGUCCGCGUCGCGCGCUGCGAACGCGGCUGCCUCAGCGCCAGCCGACGCGGGCGCGGAUGCCGACGCGGAGGCGACUCCGCCCCCGCCCCCGCCGCCCUUCGACGAGAACAGCAAGCCGCCGUGCCCGUGCUGGCUCCCCGACUGCGUCUGUCAACGCAACACGUACGAGGGCUUCAUGGACCACCUCCGCGACAACCACGGCAUGGUCACGUCUGAUUUCAACGGGACCUCCUUCGGCACGGCAGCGAGGGCGGAGAGAUCGCAGGAGAACCGCAAGCGAAGGGUUGCGGCCGCUGCGAAGAGCUCCAGCUCUGCUUUGCAGCAGGCGGCCGAGCCCCAGGCCGCAGACGCACCGCCGACGCCAGCUGCCCCACGACAGAUCUUCACCAAAAUCAUAGAACCGAUCUGGGCCAACGACCAGGCCGACGGCACGAAGACCAUGGAGUCCACGAGUGGCAAGGGCUUGUUCAAUCGGAUUCGGCCGAAUGACUUGGUCAUCCUCGUCGAGCAAGGCAGCGGCACUACGGUGAGCGCCAUGAUCGAGGCCGAGUCGCUUGCUGUACGUGACGUAACAGAUCGCGAGGUUCUGCGGCCCAUGGCGUUGCCCGCUCGCUGGGGCCAGCUCGAGAAUUACCUGGACAGGUGCAAGAGAACGCCGAGGACGUUCGACUACAUCCAGGAGGGCCGCGCCUGGGACCACCGCGGCCUGCGCACUACAGCGGCCGACCUCGUGCGCCCCAUCGGCGCAGGGGAACUGAAGGGCGGUUGGGCCCAGGGGCUCGAGCUCAUCUCCAGCGACGCCAGCGUCUACGAGCGCCUCAUGGAAUGCAUCCAGCGCUGCACGUGCCACGACCACCAGACAGGCUCCAGCAGCAGCGGCGCUGCCGUCCGCAGCCUCUGGCGCGCCACUGCGAGCGGGCGCGCCCCCUGCGCCGCCGCCCUCGUCAGCAGCAGCAUCACCUUCGGCCCGCGACGUUCGCUCUGCCGCGCCACGCGGAAGCGGCGGCAGCAGCGCCCCGCGGUGCAGCGCCUCCGCGCGACCAUGACGCGAGCGCAGAAGGCGAUGUCUUACAAGCUACUGUCCUCGCUCGAGAAACGAGCGUCUGAGAUGUUGGAGAGCGGCAACAUUCCUGAUGACUUUCCCAUGAUUAUGAAGCGCGCGCAGGACCUUCGCAGCCAGCUUGCGCUCGAGGUGAAGCGCGCCCCAGCAGACUCUGCCGCAGCGCCCCAGCAGCCGCCGCAGAGCGCGCAGCAGCAGGACGUCCCACUCCAGGAAAUACGGAAGGUCGCGAGAGGCGGCGAAUCUGCCCCUGUGCCCAGGGUUCAGGUUGCAAAGCGCGCCCUGGAGUUCGAUGGCAAGAGACAAAGUCGCACUCCGUGGCCGUGGAGAGCAGAGGCCCGCCACGUCACCAUCGAUGGCUUCCGCGAGCACAUCCUCGCGAAAAACGUCUCGGAUGAUUCGUUCAAAGAGAGCCACGCCAUGGGCAUGGACUACUUGUUCUUCCUCCUCGGCAUCGGCACGACGAACUAUUACCCCAUCGGCGUGGUUCAGGCGCUCCACGACCAGAAGAUUCUCGAGCAGCUCACCAGGCUGCACAUCAUGAAUCCGAUUUUCUCCUGGACGAGGAAGAUGAUGAACGCCCUGAAGCACGCCAUCAGCUUCAUGCUCCACGAGUGCGAUCGGAACGAGUGGGGCCCGACGAGCAGAGCUUUGAACCUCAGGCGCGCGGGCGCCACUCCGCUGAGCGGCUCGCUGCCGACCCCGUGA